GUCAGUCGUGACUGUCUACAUUACUGCUGUCUUUUGCUAGAAAAAAAAAUCGAGUAACAGCUGAAGAAUGCUGUCGAAAGCAUACUGCUUCAUUAACAUUAUUCUGGUGAUUCUUGGUGUAUGUGGCGGUUAUCCAGGACAAAAAUCAAAACUGAAAGACCACAAGAACUGGAAACUUCUCCCUGACCAGUCCUCAUGUGGUAAAUCAAACUCAUACGAGCGUAUAGUUGGAGGAAGCGCUGCCAAACUGGGCCAAUACCCUUGGAUGGCCAACUUAAUACGUAAGACGAAGGGCAUAUUGACCUUCUCUGCGGUGGUUCUCUAAUCAAUGAGAACCAUGUGCUAACUGCAGCACAUUGUAUUGUAUCGGGCUUGUAAGUAACUGUUUUGUAAGCGUGGAUAGGUACGAGUACAUGCCAUUGAAAAAUUAAAUAUACAUACAAAAAGCAAGAGAAAAAUAG
Messenger RNA from Acanthoscelides obtectus, 461 nucleotides. The record is from the annotation of a GenBank genome assembly. Lineage: Eukaryota; Metazoa; Arthropoda; Insecta; Coleoptera; Chrysomelidae.